Gordionus sp. m RMFG-2023 is the source of this 3194-nucleotide messenger RNA. RefSeq lists its product as uncharacterized. Gene Ontology annotation, molecular function: DNA binding; protein dimerization activity. Lineage: Eukaryota; Metazoa; Nematomorpha; Gordioida; Chordodea; Parachordodidae. Bases 1157 to 3076 code for a protein of 639 amino acids. The transcript is spliced from 4 exons. The record is from RefSeq and is a predicted model, not a curated record.
UAUAAAAUUAUAUAUUGUAAACAUGUUAAAUUAAAAUUUAAAUGAGGAUGUACCAUAGAAAAAUGACAAUUGUCAUAAUCAUUAUGAUCAUUUUAGAAUUUAUUUGCUGAAACGAGCAGGUUUUUAGCUGAAGCCCGUCCAUGGGCGGCCUAGCUUAAUAAUUUUAAAAAGUGCGAGCGAAUCGGUUACAAAAUUUUAACAAUUAGCGGGCUAAAAAAUUUUAACUUUAGUUUAUUAUUUAAAAUCUAUUAGGUAAACAUUAAAAAGAAUCUAUGAAUAUAAUUCCCAGGAAAUAAAAUUCCCAUUUUUUAAGAUAUUAAAAAUUACAAAAUUAGUAAAAUAGUCACUAUCUCCAGGUCUCUUAAAUCUUUCUACAUCUACAUGUUGGUACCAAUUAACAUUAUAUUGUUUAUUAUAUAUAAUCUUUUAGAUUUUUCCUCACAGGAAGAACCAUCUUAUUCUCAAAAUAUUUCAAAUUCAGUUUUAUUUGGUAUAACAAAUAAUUCUUAACCCAAUCAAAUAAAUUUUUCUACAAUAAACUCUGAUACCUAUCAUAAACCACAAAAGAAAUAUAGCAAUUGGAGUCAGGAAAAAAUUGCAAUAGCCAUAAACAGAAUAAGAGGCCAUCCGUCAAACUCCCUCCUUCAAGGGGGAAAACGUAUCGGUUUUGGGUACCAUUACAGCAAUGAAAAUUAAAAAAAAAUUUGAAUUCAAUUUUAUAAAAAAAAAAUUAUAUAAUACUUUUUUUCAAUCUGGUGCCGCCUCGCUGGCACCAGCAAAUUUCAUUUUUUUGAGAUUUUUAUUUUCUUUAAUUCAUAAGGCAAAACAUUAAAUAAAAAUAAAUAAAGGAGGGAGAGAGAGAGACAAUGGGAAAAACGAAAAGAAAAGAAAAUGCAUUUUUUAUAUCUUCAUUUAACAUUUGAUUUUUUAUAAAUAUAAAUAAAAAAAACAUUAAAUAAAUGUAUCCCAUCCAAAUUUAUAAAUGGGGGUUUUAUUUGGCCUCAAUAAAACAAUUAUUUUAUUCAUUUUUUUUAUUUUAUAUAACAUUAAUUCCUGAUUUUUUAUUUCAAAAUAUAAUAAACAAGUGAAAAUAAAAAUAAAAGGAAAAAACAAGAAAGUUAAAAUUAAAAAUUACAAAAUUUUUUUUUUAUAUAUAAUGCAAAAUAAAAAAAAUCUCAAAGAUAUUCUAAAGGAGCAUUUUUUAAUCGAUUCUUCUGAAAAUUUAGCGACGUGCAGCAUGUGUGACAAAAAGAUGAAGUCAAUACCAUCAAAUCUUAAAAGACACAUAACCUCUCAACACCCAAACAUAAUGAAAGCAGAUGAAUCUAAUAGUGAUUCGUCCUUCAAUGCUAGAAAUACAGCAAAAGAAAAAUUCCCAAAAAUUAAGAUCGAUAAAUCUAAAGUUUUUGAAUGUAUAGUAUGGUUGAUUACAGUCCAUAAUUUACCCAUAAAUUUAGUAAAUUAUGAGGGUUUCCGUAUUUUACUAGACCCUAUAUGUCAUUCUCUUCAAAUGAAAAUAAAUACUCGGUCAGUGGUCGACAAAAUAAAAUAUACCGCAUCCGAAAUUAGACUUCAAAUUAUACAUGAAUUAAAAAACAAGCUAAUUUCUUUAAAAAUUGAUACAGCUACUAGAUAUAAUAAAUCAAUAUUAGGUAUUAAUGUUCAGUAUAUAAAAGAUGGCCAGAUACAAGUACGAACACUAGGAAUGAUAGAACUAAUAAAAAUUCAUACAGGUGUAAACCUAAAAGAAGAAAUCCAAACAAUUUUAAAAAAAUACCAGAUAGAUUUAAAACAAAUAUAUAGCAUUACUGUGGAUAACGGCGCCAAUAUGCUUAAAAUGGUUGACACUAUGGCUAGAGAUCAAUUAAAUAAUGAUAAUGAUCUAUCUAAUUCUAAUGAAAACAAUUUAAGCCAGAUAUUAUUUAAUACAAGUGUAAGUUAUCAGGAAAAUGUAUGUAUUGAUGAUGAAAAUGUCUCCGUUUAUUCUGAUGAAGAAACACCAGAGGGUAUUGACGAGGAAAAUAUAUCAGAUGAUAUAAGCAAAAGCUUUGGCUUAAGUUGCAUUAGAUGUUCUGCACAUACUAUACAACUUGCUGUAAACAUGUUUAUCAAAAAAUAUUUAAAACUAGACUUAGAGAAAAUUCGUAUUAUAAUUAAAUUGAUAAAAUCUCACAAAUAUAAAAGAUUAUUUAUAAUGGACAAAGUUUCGAAACCCACGCUAGAUACUGUUACUAGGUGGAAUAGUACUUAUCUAAUGAUGAAAAAUCUAAUGGAUAAUAAAACCUUUUAUACUAAAAUGGGUGAAUUAUACCCAGAAACUUUUAUUAGUUUCGAUUUAUGGGAUAUUAUCCUAUUAGGUACAUCAGUCCUUUUCCCAUUAUACAAAUUCACAAUGAAAUUACAAAAAAGUAAUAUUGUAAUAGGUGAUUUUUUUGCUUCAUGGCUAGAAUGCAAAAUGGAGCUGGAGGAAAUGGAUAAUAAUUUAUCUAAAAGUAUGUUGGAAUGUUUAAACAUUAGAGAAAGCUAUCUUUUUCAAAAUGACGCAUUUCGUAGUGCGAUAUAUAUGGAUCCUAGAUUCCAUUAUGAAAAUGGAAAAUAUCCUUUGGAAGAAGAUAAAAUAUUGGCCAGGGAACAUAUAUUUGCAACUUGGAAACAAUUGCAAGCUAUUGACCCUCAUGAAGAAAAUACAACUCUAGUUAUGCCUUCCACUAGUGAUUAUAAAAAAACAAAACUUGACCUUUACAUUGAGCGUGAUUGCAAGAAGGGACCUAUAUUUUAUGAAUUAUGUAAUAGCGAUAUCAAGCUAAAAAUAAAAUCGUUAUUAUACAACAAAAGAUUGCCAUCCUCACAAGAUAUUUUGCAAUAUUGGGUUUCAAGAAAACACCAAGAUGCAGAAUUAUUUAAAUUAUCUCAAAUAAUUCUUGCUGCUCCUUGCACCCAGGUCUCAGUUGAGAGAGCAUUUAGUGCAUUGGCACUAACUGUAACCUCUCUAAGGACAAGAUUAGACAAAGAUAUACUUGAUGAUAUUUUAAUUAUAAAGCUUAAUCGUACAUUGUUAAAUAAUGUGAUAUUUUAAAUAAUUAUUUAUAUAACCUAUUUCAUUAUAAAGUUAUUGUUUACAUUGAAAUUUUAAUAAAUAAAAAUUCAUAUAUAUGACUGAUUUAGAUUUUUUGUAUGAAUAGUAUAAUCAGAGG